Molecule: messenger RNA, 1868 nt
Organism: Astyanax mexicanus (Mexican tetra)
Lineage: Eukaryota; Metazoa; Chordata; Actinopteri; Characiformes; Acestrorhamphidae
Gene: rmp64
Product: nucleolus and neural progenitor protein
Exons: 9
Coding region: 199-1806 (535 amino acids)
Biological process (GO): positive regulation of Notch signaling pathway
Cellular component (GO): nucleus
Source: RefSeq, a predicted model, not a curated record
UUAAAUAAAAUAUAAUGCCUGUUUUAUGUACAAAAAGUAAAAUGUAGAAUAUAAAAAUGUAUAAUGUAUCAUUUUAAUAAGAAAGUCUGUGCUGUUGCCUAUUCCUGAAGAAGUUUUUUCUUUAGGGGGAUUCUAGUUUCGAGAUCUGGCAACCCUGAUGUCGUCACGCCUCUUCCCUGUUGUUACCUGUACAGAAACAUGGCGGUGGAUGUGUGGAAUAAAGUGAAUAUUCCUCGGCCGAGUGUUGUUUCCACGUGUCGAAUGGACUUCAGGGCUGAAACAGACAGAAUAACAGAACGGGUAGUGUCUCACUGUGAAGAUGCGCUGAAACUGCUGCGCAGUAAAGUUCUGCGGACGGAGAUCCGCCUGCUGUAUGAGAUCCUGUACGUGGUGAACAACAGCCAGAGACAGCACAAACCCUUCAGAGCCGUUAAACAGGUGGAACAAUGCAUAAACCGGCUAAACGAAAUGAAACUGCAGGGGGCUCUACAAGACCUUCAGGAGCUGUGCCCCAACAAAAUUCAGAGGGAUGUUGGGGUGGAAGUUGGAGAGUGCAGCGUGCCCAGUCAGCCCAUGCUGGAGUGGUUUUGUCUCAAACUGCUGGGAGCUUCCAGUCUCCUGGCUCGAACCCUGGACCAGUGUAUCAAAGCCUUCUCACUGACGAGGCAGCACCUACGGCUGGCUGAGUUCAUUGUGUUGAACUUGGUCAUUUUAAGCAUGAUCAGUCGACUCUGGGUGUUCUUUAGAGGUAUCCUGAGAGCCCUCUUGCCCAUAUACAAGAGCACCAUAGAGCUCCGUCAGCAGGUGGCCCAGUGUGUGCCGAUGGCCUACCUGACCGAUUACAACCUGCCUCAAGAUCUGGAAAGCUUUCUAGGCACCUCCCAUCGUGACCUGCUCAAGGUAGAGAGUACAACGUUAGCCCCCAAGACCUCUGCCCUCAACAAGCUCUUUCAAGGAGGAACAGAGGAGCAGGUGGAGGAUGGAGGAGAAGAGGAAAGCCAGAUGAUGCAGAUGCUGGCCAGAGAGGGACCGGGGAAGUCUAGCAUGGAUCUAGGGACGACCAUUUUACGAGAAGGUCCAUUUUACUCUGCCUCUUCAUCAGACAUAAAAUCCAUGCUUCUGCGAACCCAUGGAGUUUCCAAAGAGUGUGUAGCUGAAGUGUUUAAGAAGGCAUCUCCAGUGGAGUCGAACAUCUCAGACUUGGCAUUAGUCCAGCAGAAGAGAGCAUUCUUAAAGCAGCUGAGGACUGCGUCCUCUUUUACCGAGGUGGCCGUCCAGCUGAAGGAGAUGAUGAACUGGUGCAGGAGGUGUAAGCUGCAUCAAGAGCGCCGACAUCUGGCUUUCUUACUCCUCCAGUGCCGGAGGAUGAAUAGUUUGGAUGGUGAAGGGGUUCGGGUGCAGAAGAAGCUGAGAAGAUUGUGUCUAAGGGUCAAAAAUGUGAUGGUUAAAGGAACGGAAGCCUCCCAGCCUCAGUCUUCACCUGCUUUUCUGUGGAGGACUCGAUGCUGCAUAAAGAACCGAUUUAGAACGCUUAUGACACGUUAUGGAAGUGUGAGGAACCGAUUCACAGUGUGUAGAACACCUUCUCACAUAGCCAAAGAUCUUUUUGGCGUGACUGCAAAGAAAAAAGGCAGGAAGAACAUAAAGGUUCUGCCAAAAGAAGACUUUGUGAAGCAAAGGACGCUGGAAAGUGAGGUCACGCACAGUCAAAAAGAAAACUCAGUAGUGAUUGAGGACGCUUCAGAGAAACCCAGCAAUGUGAAAAAGAGUGAGAUUGAUGACAUCUUUGCAAUGAUUGGAUUUUGAUUUUAUAUCUAUAGAUGAUGAUUCAACAUUAAAAUGACUCAAAAUAAAAAUAUUGUGGACCA